Messenger RNA from Penaeus vannamei (Pacific white shrimp), 921 nucleotides. RefSeq lists its product as uncharacterized. The record is from RefSeq and is a predicted model, not a curated record. Lineage: Eukaryota; Metazoa; Arthropoda; Malacostraca; Decapoda; Penaeidae.
GGGACACGUCUCAGAGAAAGGGAGAUGGAGUGAGAGAGAGAGUGUACGUGUAAAUAUUGUUGUAACACCUCAAGGAACUGAUUUAACCCGAAAUCCACAGCCACAGGUCCCAUGGCGCUGCAGGUCUUGGUCAAGAAAUCACUAGUGAUGGUGACGGUCGUGACGCUCCUGGUGACGCAGCUCCACGGCACGGUGUACCAGACCCCGUCCAAGGUGCUGUACAUCACCUCGGCGCCCUUUGGCAACUUCCUUGUGGCCCCUGGGAUGAGCAUCCAGCCUUGGGACGCCUUUGCACUCCUCGAAGACAUUGACAGCUGUUCAUGUAAGGUGAGCUGCUGGGCAGCAAUUGCGUGCGUUGCGUGGUCGUUCGUGACGCUGGCCGACGGUUCGAGUCAGUGCAGACUGGCGAACAAGGGGCCCACUGACUUGGACGUCGUGGAACGCAGCAACGCUACCUACUACUUCAAGGAGAGUUCUGUGCCAGGAGUUUACUCCUUCAAGGCGGAUCGCCUCCUGUACCUGACGCCGUCGAUGCUCUUGCCCUACGAGGACGCCAAGGCCCUGUGCGCCAGGAUCCCCGGCCACCGCCUCGGGAUGUACAAGACGGUCCAGCAGCUGAACAUGUUGGAGGAGUACUGGUGCCUUCCUGGGAACUGUCCCGCUGCCCUGUACAUGUACUUGGAAAAGACAUCCAAAGGGGUCCUCUUCGGCGACGGAACGCCUCUCUCUGCCACGGAGAUCGGAGGGACGGACGUCGUUAUGAACGCCCCCGAUGCGUACACCUUCAUUUUCUACAACAAGAAAGUGGAUGAUGACUAUCCAACUGCAGCGAAGUCUUUCCUGUGUCAGGCGAACCCGAUGGAAGUAGGGUGGGUACAGGAUAAGCAUAAACAGUAUUUGGUACAUGAGUAUGAGAGUUAG